AUGUCAAGCCGUGCCGUUCGCAAGCUGCUCUCCGCGGACUCGGUCCCGGAAACGAACGCAAGCGAAGAGCCUGGCGUUGCGGUGGACGAUCACUCGGUGGCUGCAAACGAGGCUCAGGUCGGUGUCCGGAACCCCUUCGCUGUGCUCGCUGACCAGCAGGAGCACGAGGAUGGCUUCGGAGAACCUGAGAAACCUCAAAACCAGCUCUCUGAUUCUGUGGAAACUUUUCUGGUGCCGGAAUCAGGUGCACCGUCACGCCGUAAAGGCAGAUCAAGACGAGCAAGCCGGGUUGCAGGCCAAAAAGUCUCAGCGGAAACGGAGUUUACUAUAGGCUAUCGGGAGCGCACCUUGCAUGGCACCCGAAAGGACGCCUCUCGAGAACCACAAGUUGACGAUGAAAACCUCAGCCAUCACUCUGAACUGAAGCAUCGUUGGUAUGCACAAACAUGUGCCGGAUUCGAGCCCUUUGCUGUGGACACGAGCAAACUCAAUGCGGACGGUGAGCUGAAGCACUUGUUCGGUCGUGAGGUCGUCGAGCGCGACCAUCUCGACCAACAACGUGCCCAGUCCGCAACCGCUACCAGCAGUCGAGGCUCGCGGGCGAUUCGCCAGCAGCAACGUCGUUAUCGGGAACGCAACAAGUCGUCGCGAUACGCGCUAGACCUGCGACGGCGCUCAUUAUUCGUGUACCCGAACCCGGACUGGUUUCAGUUGGUACGGGGCCUCACAAUGGAGCCAGCACCAAACUGGAAUGCGCCUCGUCCAGUGUAUAGGUACCGCUUCCGAGAUCCAUACAAUUCACUUGAGGAAGGUUUUGAGCAGGUGGUGCGCUCCGGAGACCAUGAGCUUUUAAUCGAGUUCUCAUGGACGAAUCCGUUUCACGUCGGCGCUCUGUUGCAGCUUUCGGAACUCUAUCGCGUUUUCGCUGAGGCCGAACGCGAACAAGAGGCGAUAGAGCGAGCGCUUUGGGCUCUAGAAAUCAGUACACAUCCGCGUUAUCGACCGGGCGAGGCAUAUCUGCCUUUCGCAUACGUUGAAAACCGACAGUACUACCGAGCGCUAUGCUGCGCAGCGGAGCGCGCGCGAAGCAAAGGCGCCUACCGCUCCGCCACGGAAAUCGCCAAGGUGCUCUGUACCCUCGAUCCACCGGUCGACGAGACAGGCUCGACAAGACGUCCGUGGAGCGACCCAGUAGGCGCGUUGCUGGUGAUAGACGCGUACGCGUUACUGGCAAAGGAGUGGCAAUGGAUCUGCCAGUGCCUAGAAAGCGAACAUCCUGCGGCGGUGUUGCUGCGCGAUCUCCCGAAUUGGCAGUUCAGCUAUCUGUAUGCGAAAUACAAAAAGAAUGGGAUCGGAGCCUCGCAGAUUCACGCGUCGCUAGUCGACGCGCUGCUCCUGAAGCAGCUACGCAUGUGUGUGGAGCGCUUUCCUCAUCUAGCUCGACUGCUCGCCUUCGAUGCACGUGACGGUAUGGAGUCGUUGCCACUGCUGUGCCGCCGCGCGAUGUUCGGCUACGCCUCACGUACCGCUGCUCUCUGGCGGAACAGUCCGCUCAUGGAUUGUAUCCGGCAGUGUCUGGGAACCUCAGACGCACGAAGUAUUCCAGCGUACCCGAUAUCCACGACCGAUGCGUCUUGGAUCGGAUGCGUUGGCUAUAGCGAUGAUAUUCGGUACACGGAAUGGAUUCAUCGAGGCGAUACCGCUCCAGCGAAUGGCAGUGUAUCGUUCGGCGAGGAGGAGGCAGCUGCAUCGGCAACGACCAUAGCGGAUGAGCUGCAGUUCUUGUCCAUGGGCACCAACACCGAAUCAAACCUUGACACAAAUGCGAGUUCAGAAGUGGAAUCAGGCGAAAUGACACCCAACGGAUCCGAUAGCGACGCAGUUGCCGAACGUUAG
Molecule: messenger RNA, 1896 nt
Organism: Cyanidioschyzon merolae strain 10D
Lineage: Eukaryota; Rhodophyta; Bangiophyceae; Cyanidiales; Cyanidiaceae
Exons: 1
Coding region: 1-1896 (631 amino acids)
Cellular component (GO): RQC complex
Source: RefSeq, a predicted model, not a curated record